Closterium sp. Naga37s-1 is the source of this 684-nucleotide messenger RNA. The record is from the annotation of a GenBank genome assembly. Lineage: Eukaryota; Viridiplantae; Streptophyta; Zygnematophyceae; Desmidiales; Closteriaceae.
AUGCCCCACCCCAAUUCGCCGCCUCAAUCCACCAACCCCAUCCCCCUUCCCGAUUCCCUGCCCAUCCCACGCCAUGCAGAGCUGCAGGAUCGGAUGGAUGCCACGUGGCGCAGCGACAGCAGGCGUGCGUCAGCAGCUGCUGACGUCAACGUGUACAGGUGGCAGCAGCUGGAGGCCACCACGCGAGCUGCGGCUAAGAAGGUUACCACCCUCCCUCAGUUGUAUCUUAUAUUGGGCUGCUAUGUAAGGGCUGCUGUGCGCCCCAUUUUCUUCCGUUCACAUCCCUCCCUGCGUGCAGAAUGUGCCGCCAGCCGAGCCGAGGAAGACUGCAGAGGAGAUAGUGAUUGCAGUCUUCCUCGGAAAUGUGACAUCGCACCCUCGCCUCUGAGUGUGCUUCUGAUGCGCCUCCGAAAUGGUCCCUGCUGCUUGCUCGUUGCCCUUUCUCCUCCUCCCUCUGUGCAGAAUUUGUCCCUCAGGAAAGCGGUGGAGGAGAUAGUAUUUGCCUUCACGUACCCUCGCCUGGAUCUGGAGGUGUCGAAGCACAUGAACCAUUUGCUCAAGGCCCCGUUCUGCGUGCACCCCAAGACAGGUGCCGUGUGUGUGCCCAUUGAUCCGGCCAACUGUGCUGACUUCGAGCCAAGCCAAGCCCCGACACUCAAUCAGGUGCUCUUAUCUCCCUCGUAA